CUGGUUUGAAAUGAUGACGUAUGGGCACUGUCCAGUCCACACGAUGAUGCAACGAUGCAUCACCUCACUCCCCCGCCCCCCCGACCUGUCUGUCUGUCGAGCAGCCUAUACACUCAUACGAUUACGUGUGUAUAAGCCAAGUGAGCGUCAGCUGAAUCCUCUCGCUCUCAGUUGUGCCUUCGUUCAUUCCCCGGCCCCACUCUCUCUCUCUCUCUCUCUCUUUAUUCACACACACUUGUUUGUCUCUCCUCCACUCCAGCUAUCCAUCGUUCGUCUAUUGACAGACACCGACCGACACAGAAGAGACUGUAUUCAGCCACACAAGUAAGUACGUGACCAACACACACACACACACACACAGACACACACAGGCAGGCAGACUGAGCACUUUUGUGACAUACGUACAUCCAAGCAAACAAACAAGUAGGGGCAAGUAGGUAAGUCGGCAGGGAGGUCAUGUGUGUGCAGCUGAGGCUCGCUCAUCUGUGCGCUCCCCUGCCCACAUGCAUUCGGGAGGGGGCCCGGCGUACUCAACAGUCCUAAUUUGUGCAUGCGGUCCAAGCACUGCACACCAGGCCUGUGUGUAUAUGGUCACUCAUCGACUACACACGCCCAUUCGUCUGCCUGUCUGAUUACGUACGUACCUUCAGGUGUCUGUGUGGGUGUGUGGGUGUGCGAGGGAUGCAGGAGGCAAAAGCGAAGCAGCAGCAGGAAAUGCGCGUACCCAUCAAUUCCCCUCCCUCCCUCCCUCGCUCCCCAUUUGUCGCGCCAACCGCCAACCGGCCGACACCCACACCAGGUCGUGUGCGUGUUGGCCUAUUGGCCGCCCCCAAACAAACCCACAGAGCAACACACACGUGCAACACAACACGCAACAGCCACGCACACAUGAGUCGAAUCGAAUUGAUUUGGGAUUGCUGGUAGCCUGUCUCUCUGUCUGUCUGUGUGGAUGGGUGGAUGGGUGGCAAAAGCGGAGGAACAAAAUUGCAGCAGCGAAACACAAACACACAGACACCCUCCCUCCCUCCGCCCUUCAGUUGCCGUGUGGUGCGAUGAAAGAGUAAAAACAAAAAGAUAACGACAACAAAAAUGAGAGUGCGAGAGAGUGCGGUAGAGAGAGUUUGUGUAUGUGUGUGUGGAUGGCCCCAUAUAGAUGACAUAGACAAGGCUUUGGUUGUCCCAUCAUCACUUCCCCCCCCCCACCCACCGACCCACACACACACACAGGUACACAGAUACACCUGUUUGUUGAUGUGUCUGUCUGUCUAGCUACCCGGCCCCCUCAGCGCCUUCAGCCCCGCCACCUCUCCCACUCCCUCAACGCCGGCGUGCUGCUCCAAGAAGGCCAGACUGACCCUCAUAAAGCUGCGGUCAGCAGCACUCGGUGUCAGGGAGGGCACCAGUCGCCAGGCGUUGGGCAGCAGCACCAUCAGCAGCCCCACCAGAAGGCAGCACACAAUGACGACGCGCAGCGUCACCUUGGCCCACUCUACACCGGUCUCGCUCACAAGAUCCCCGCCACCGCCCCAGCCGCCCUUGGUGCCCUUGCUGUCGUCCACAGAGGGGUCGUUUGUGCGUGCGGGAGGGGUGGGCGGGCCCUUGUGGGAGAUGCAGGAGAAGGGCGGGAUGAUGACCCGGAUGUCUGUCGAUGGGGUGGUGCUGGUCGACGGGGUUGAGAUGGCGGCGGUCAGCUCGUGGUCCUCGGGAAUGGUCUCCAGACGGAAGGCCGAGUCGCGAAACGACCGGUAGUGCCGCCGACUCUAUGUGACACACACACGCACACGCACAACACCUCUCGCCACCCCCCUGUAUGCCUCCCUCCCCCGAAUGCGUCACUCACCCGAUACGCCCUCAUAGCGGCCUUCUGCAGUAGGUGCGUCCUGGUCUUCCUCGGCCUGAAAGGCACGUAGCGUUUGCCGCCGCCGAUGGGCGCGAGUGGGGAGAGUCCCGCAGAGUGGGCCUCCGUCAGGCGGCUCAGGCCCUUGCUGACGACAUACUUGAGCGAUGCGGGAGGGAGGAAGGGAUCAGGAGAGUCUGAGGAUGACGCCGCGAAGUCUGUGAGGCUGAUGGUGCUGCCCCAAUCAGGCAUCGCAGCCCCAGAGGGAUCAGGGUGUGGCAGUUAGCGCCCGUUCCCUCGGGGAACUGCAGGUUGUCAACUUGUCCUUAUUCCACGUCUGUGUGAUCAGAGAGAGGAGGGGAAGCUGUUCUUGUGAUGCGGAAGAGAGGAAAGGCGAAGGAAGAGCGAAGUUGAUGUUUUG
This is a messenger RNA of Vitrella brassicaformis, 2258 nucleotides long. NCBI's taxonomy places the organism in Eukaryota, Vitrellaceae. The record is from the annotation of a GenBank genome assembly.